AUGUCUAUACCAUCGAGUUCUUGGGCAAUGGAAUGGGAUGUGUUGAUGACAGUUCGGUUAUCGGACCUGCAGACCGACACGAUACUUGGUACCGGGUCGCCGACGCAACGCGCGAACCUCUUGGAACACCUAGAACUUGAGCGUCGUGCUCUUCUCGAUGUGAUCAACGAUGUAACGCAUCUCCGCAACGCAUGCGCGCCCAUCAACGUCCUUCCCCCGGAGUUGCUCAUUCACAUCUUUGCACUCGUUACAAGCAGCAACCCCACUACAUGGCGCGUUCAAGGCGCGCAUGACGAGAUACACGAGCAACGACUGGGUGGGGGAAACGUGGUCUCGCGUCAACCGAUAACGGUCUUGACCGACAAGACGUCAUUCUACGCCAAAGAGUCUCCUUCAAGGAUCCCAUUUCCUCACAUUCUUCCGUGUCUGCGAGAACUGUCACUGAUCAGCCUAACGGGCCUCUACUUGGACGAGACAAUGGACCUUCUCAACCGGACUCCUCUGGUCGAGAUCCUUGUUAUAAGAAGCUGCUCCUGGGCCGAUGCUUCGCCCACUCAGCUAUCCACGCCGGUCAUAAACUUGAGCAAACUUAGAGCGCUCUCGCUUGCCACUUCAUAUUCCAAAUCCCCUGAUGGAAGCUACGACAAUACAUCUUUGAGAAACAUCUAUCCAUCUCUGCGCUUUCCGAAGCGCGUCGUCAUCUCCCUAUCCCCGAAAUUCACCAUGGAAGAGGCGUUGAGUGCCAGUGGCAUCAAUCUAUUGAGGGAGCUAUUCGAGCGUGCCCUUGGAGAUUUUGAUUUUUCUGCACAUGCGAUAGGUAUUCACGUGAGCGACGACUCGGCGGGUAAAGAGCUGUCUUUCGCGAUCCUGCCCACAGAUCGCCAGAUGCCUACGGGCCAUCCCCUCAUGGAAAGAUACGCUGUCCGACGCGCGAAGAUCGAUGUCCACAACUUCCCCCUCGAUGUCGUUUUCAACGAUCCUGGCAUCGCACACUUUGUGAAGGCCACCACCAUGUUGGCGAUUGAUGCCAAUUCCAAAGCACGCAGUCCCGAAGAUCGCUUUCUAUUGCACUCGACGCUCUUCCGAGCCUUUCCUGGACUCCAAGCACUACAGGUGUUAGCACCUCCGCGCCUGCUCGGGUGCGCACUGGUAUGGGAGUUUUUAUCCCGCCUCGUCCCCGAUGUGGCGAGACGUUUCCCACAAAUGGAGGAACUCCAUCUAUCGUUCGCGAUGUCGCUGAACUUCAAGCGGCAGGUCGUGCAGCUCUUGGAGGACAGAGCUGAAAUUUCCUCAGGUGCGAUCAAGAUCUUGUACAUGGCUGAUCCCAGGCCACCGGAGGAGGGCGAGGAGGGCGCUGUGGCGGCCGCGCUCGAGAGUCUGAUCCCGCGCGUCGUCUGGAAUCAUACGCGGCAGCGUCAACGGAGAGUGUCUUAA
Molecule: messenger RNA, 1434 nt
Organism: Peniophora sp. CBMAI 1063
Lineage: Eukaryota; Fungi; Basidiomycota; Agaricomycetes; Russulales; Peniophoraceae
Source: the annotation of a GenBank genome assembly